Seriola dumerili (greater amberjack) is the source of this 2488-nucleotide messenger RNA. It is a transcript of the gene fhl3a, whose product is annotated as four and a half LIM domains 3. Gene Ontology annotation, cellular component: stress fiber; Z disc; nucleus. The coding region runs from base 255 to 1094 and encodes 279 amino acids. NCBI's taxonomy places the organism in Eukaryota, Metazoa, Chordata, Actinopteri, Carangiformes, Carangidae. The transcript has 6 exons. Gene Ontology annotation, molecular function: actin binding; transcription coregulator activity. Gene Ontology annotation, biological process: actin cytoskeleton organization. The record is from RefSeq and is a predicted model, not a curated record.
UAGCCGGCAAGCUGCAUCACUCUUCGCCGCAGAGGUUUGACUACAGUCAGAAGUAACAGAAAAAGUUUUACAGCUGACGGGCGACGCUCCUGAGCCGCCGGAGUAGCGACCUGCAAACUGAUCCCAGUCCUGAUCUGAGCGAGUGUCUGCUGACGGAGAGAGAGAGAGAGAGAGAGAGAGGCAGGCUACCACUGUCAAGUUGCAAAAGGUGCCUCCAGACUUCAGACAUUACUCCUGACUUGCAGAAAAUUACAAUGGCUGACCGUUUCGACUGUGACAAUUGCAAAGAAUCCCUCUAUGGCCGCAAGUACAUCCAGUCAGAUGACAGCCCCUACUGCAUCCCCUGUUAUGACAGCCUGUUCUCAAAUACAUGUGAUGAGUGCAAAGAGCUGAUCGGCCAUGAUGCAAGGGAGCUUUUUUAUGAAGACCGGCAUUAUCACGAGCACUGCUUCCGCUGUUUCCGCUGCGAUCGCUCAUUGGCAGAUGAACCCUUCACCAGCCAGGAGGACGCGUUGCUCUGCAAUGACUGCUACUGUAAUGAGUUCUCCUCCAAGUGUGUAGCCUGCGACAAGAUCGUGAUGCCAGGUACGAGGAAGUUGGAGUAUGCAGGCUCUACAUGGCACGAGGGCUGCUUCAUCUGUCACAGCUGCGAACAGCCGAUUGGUUCCAAGUCCUUCAUCCCUGACAAGGACGAACACUACUGUGUGCCCUGCUACGAGGACAAGUUCGCUCCACGCUGCACACGCUGUAAAAAGACCCUGGCUAAAGGUGGUGUGACCUAUCGGGAUGAGCCAUGGCAUAAGGAGUGUUUUGUGUGCACCAGCUGUAAGACGCAGCUGGCGGGUCAACACUUCACCUCCCGAGACGACAGCCCUUACUGCCUUAAGUGCUUUGGCAGCCUGUAUGCCAAGAAGUGUGAGGCCUGCAGCAAACCCAUCACAGGUUUUGGAGGAGGAAAGUACAUCUCAUUUGAGGAUCGUCAGUGGCAUCAGCCAUGCUUCACCUGCUCCCAGUGCUCUGUUUCACUGGUGGGCGCCGGCUUCUUCCCUGAUGGUGAAAGAAUCCUGUGCCGCGACUGCCACAGCAACCUAUAGAGCAGUCACUCACAAUAUUCUCACCCCUUCCCUCGACCUCCCUUUUUUUACCCUUUGUCACAGCAUUUCGAGAACCCCAAGUCAUUACCGAGGAAGGUAACACAGGCUAACAAAUGCUGCCUCUCAGGUCAUUUUUAUACAAAAGACAUCAGUUCCUCGUUUUCCCUGUCUGGAUCAGAUUUUCAUCUUGGAGCUAGUGCGCAAAAUCCUGUGCUGAUGCUGCAUUGUUUGCAUGAACCACCAGAAAGAUUUCCUCUUUAACCAAAACGUUAAUUAUUUUGUGAAACAAACUUUAUGGAGUGCCUUAAGAAUAACAUUUCUUUACGUAUUAUUCUAUUAAACCAAAGAAAUGCAAAAUGCCAGUCACUUUGCAAAAAAAAUCCUUCAUAUUUUAUAUGAAUAAGUUGCCACUUCAGGUAGAGGUCAGGCUCUGAAGAGAAGCCACAGAACACUGAUACAGUAUAGAAUAUAAACCUUACAGUCUGUAUUUUCAAAGUAUGGUGGAGUUACUGUUUUAAUGCUCUUAUAACUGCAGUUUUAUGCAUUUUGAAUGUUGCUUUUUCUCACGUGUCAGUUAUCUUUCGAUAAUGUAUGUCUUGCUCUAUGCGUCUUGAACAAGUUACUGUAUAUAAUGACAUAGAAGGAGGUAUGACACUGUUGUAUAAAGUGGCAAACAAAUUAGACCAAUUUAAAAAAGACUGAAAUAUGUGAGAAAGUAAAUACAAGAGGGAAAUUUUGAAAAAUGAGGCAGUCAGUUAAUGAUAGUCAUGAUCAAAAAAGACAUUUGCACUUUGCAUAAGACAUUCUCUUGCUACCAUGUUAUGUGCACAUAAAAAAACACAGUUCAAAGACAUGGCACAAGACACACAAAGAAACCCUUUUAAUGUUCUGUAUCUGCUUGUGAAACUUUGCAAUGACACUUAUUUUACAUAUUGUUUCUGUCUUUUUCAUUUGUUGUAAUGAAUCCUUUUAUCACCUUUGCUCAAAGAGCCAGCAUUUAUAACCCAAAAGCUGAAAUGAAAUGCAUUACCAUCGUGUAUUGCAGGAGUAUGCAUGUCUUCAUCUGCCAUGAUUUGCCACCGUAAUUAUUUUCUUACUGUUAACGCUGUUAGUGUUUUGUUUUUCAUUGUUAGUUUUUAACUUGUAUGUGACUUGUAUGUAAAAAAAAAUCUACAAAAAAAACAAAAAAACAAACAAACCUAUAUUUCAUUAUUUCAGCUUUGAUGCUGGUGAGUCAGAGUUGGCAAAUAUACAUUUUAAGAUGGGAACUAGGCUAUCGAGGCGAUGACAGUAUGAACUUCAUGAAAAAAAAGAUGAUAAUUGAUGAUUCAAUGAUUAAAUGCUACAAUGGAUAGUCUUAUUUGUGAAGUCUUAUUAAAAUACAUUUACAUAGA